AUGGGACUUACCAAUGGCGGCAGUAGCACGAACGUGAACCAAUGCUGGAACGUUAACGAAACGGACACUAUUGGCCAAAGUAUCAACCAGGGUGUACAUAACAACGAAACCAAGACCGAGAUUGAAAACGUCACCGAGAACAUUAAGAAUAACGAAACCCAAGUUGAGGACGUCAGCGAAGAUGAUGGAAACAACGAGACCAAUAGCAAAACCGAGGAAGAGACUGAGAGCACAAGCGAAGUCAAUACGAUGGAGAACGAAAGUCAAAACAAUAUAGUCAAUGGAACUGAAUGUGAGAACACCAGUGAAAACGAUAAGAAAAACGCGCCCGAGAUAGUGAGUAAAGAUGAGGCCGUCAGCGAAGACGAUAAAAAGAACGGGACGAAAAGCGAAAGCGAAAGUAUUAGCAAGACAGAGACUGGGAUCAAGAGCAUAAGCGAAGUCAGUGAAAAGGAUAAGGGGGCCGAGAUUGAUAGCGAAACCCAAAACAAUAUACUCAAUGGAACUGAAAGUGAAGCUACCAACGAAAACGAUCAGAACGACGUGGCCGAGAUAGUGAGUAGAGAAGACUACAUUAGAAAAGACGAUAAAAAGAACGGGACGAAAAGCGAAAGCGAAGGUAUCAGAAACACAUUGAAUGCGACCGAGAGCAUAAACGAAGUCAGUAGCAAUAGCAGUCAGAUUGGUAGCGAAAGCCAAAACAAUAUACUCAACGGAACUGAAAGUGAGAACACCAGUGAAAACGAUAAGAAAAACGCGCCCGAGAUAGUGAGUAAAGAUAAGGCCGUCAGCGAAGACGAUAAAAAGAACGGGACGAAAAGCGAAAGCGAAGGUAGUAGCAAGACAAAGAAUGGGACCGAGAGCAUAAGCGAAGUCAGUGAAAAGGAUAAGGGAGCCGAGAUUGGCAGCGAAACCCAAAACAAUAUACUCAACGGAACGGAAAGUGAGAACACCAGUGAAAACGAUAAGAAAAAUGCGACCGAGAUAGUGAGUAAGGAUGAGGCCGUCAGCGAAGACGAUAAAAAAAACGGGACCAAAAGCGAAAGCGAAGGUAUUAUUAGCAAGACAAAGAAUGAGACCAAGAGUAUAAGCGAAGCUAAUGACAAGGAUAAGGAUAAAGGGGCUGAAAUUGAUAGCGAAAGCCUAAACAAUAUAGUCAAUGGAACUGAAAGUGAAGUUACCAACGAAAACGAUCAGAACGACGUGGUCGAGAUAGUGAGUAAAGAUGAGGCCGUCAGCGAAGACGAUAAAAAGAACGGGACGAAAAGCGAAAGCGAAGGUAUUAGCAAGUCAGAGAAUGGGACUGAGAGCAUAAGCGAAGUCAGUGAAAAGGAUAAGGGGGCCAAGAUUGAUAGCGAAACCCAAAACAAUAUAUUCAAUGGAACUGAAAGUGAAGUUAUCAACGAAAACGAUCAGAACGACGUGGCCGAGAUAGUGAGUAGAGAUGAUUACAUUAGAGAAGACGAUAAAAAGAACGGGACGAAAAGCGAAAGCGAAGGUAUCAGCAACACAUUGAAUGCGACCGAGAGCAUAAACGAAGUCAGUAGCAAUAGCAGUCAGAUUGGUAGCGAAACCCAAAACAAUAUACUCAAUGGAACUGAAAGUGAGAACACCAGUGAAAACGAUAAGAAAAACGCGACCGAGAUAGUGAGUAAAGAUGAGGCCGUCAGCGAAGACGAUAAAAAGAACGGGACCAAAAGCGAAAGCGAAGGUAUUAGCAAGACAAAGAAUGGGACCGAGAGCAUAAGCGAAGUCAGUGAAAAGGAUAAGGGGGCCGAGAUUGGUAGCGAAACCCAAAACAAUAUACUCAACGGAACUGAAAGUGAGAACACCAAUGAAAACGAUAAGAAAAAUGCGACCGAGAUAGUGAGUAAAGAUGAGGCCGUCAGCGAAGACGAUAAAAAGAACGGGACCAAAAGCGAAAGCGAAGGUAUUAUUAGCAAGACAAAGAAUGAGACCAAGAGUAUAAGCGAAGCUAAUGACAAGGAUAAGGAUAAAGGGGCUGAAAUUGAUAGCGAAAGCCAAAACAAUAUAGUCAAUGGAACUGAAAGUGAGAACACCAGUGAAAACGAUAAGAAAAACGCGACCGAGAUAGUGAGUAAAGAUGAGGCCGUCAGCGAAGAUGAUAAAAAGAAUGGGACCAAAAGCGAAAGUGAAGGUAUUAGCAAGACAGAGAAUGGUACCGAGAGCAUAGGCGAAGUUAAUGAAAAGGAUAAGCUCAAAGCGGCCGAGAUUGAUAGCGAAAGCCAAAACAAUAUAGUCAAUGGAUCUGAAAGUGGGAACGCCAACGAGAACGAGAAGAACAACGCGACCGAGAUAGUGAGUAGAGAUGAGGACGUCAAUGAAGCCAAUCAAAAGAAUGAGACCAAAAGCGGAAGCGAAGGCGAGGUAGGUAACGAAACCGAUAAGAAUAAUGGGAACGAAAAUAACAGCACAGAUAUCAGCAAGACAAAGAAUGAGACCAAGAGUAUAAGCGAAGCUAAUGAUAAGGAUAAAGAUAAAGGGGCUGAAAUUGAUAGUGAAAGCCAAAACAAUAAACUCAACGGAACUGAAAGUGAGAACACCAGUGAAAACGAUAAGAAUAACGCGACCGACAUAGUGAGUACUGAUGAGGCCGUCAGCGAAGACGAUAAAAACAACGGGACCAAAAGCGAAAGCGAAGGUAUUAAUGAAACAGAGAAUGGGACCGACAGCACAGGCGAAAUCAAUGAAAAUGAUAAGGACAAGGCGGCCAAGCCUAAGAGCGAAAGCCAAGACAAUAAACUCAAUGCGCCUGAAAGUGGGAACGCCAACGAGAACGAUAAGAACGAUGCGACCGAGGGAGUGUGUAAAGAGGACGACGAAACCGAGAACGACGGAGUGUGUGACAUAAGCAUCGAUAAUUGUGAUGACGACAGUGAUGCAAAGGAAGAUGAUGCAUAA
Helicoverpa zea (corn earworm) is the source of this 2922-nucleotide messenger RNA. RefSeq names its product myb-like protein X. The record is from RefSeq and is a predicted model, not a curated record. The transcript has 3 exons. Lineage: Eukaryota; Metazoa; Arthropoda; Insecta; Lepidoptera; Noctuidae. Bases 1 to 2922 code for a protein of 973 amino acids.